UAUGACGCUGCGCCCCUGACAAGCAUGUUUUUAGCUAGUUAGCUAAAGCGCUACAUCUCUAAACGCGUAUAAUCUGCGGCUCGCUUUAUAAACGUGCACAAAGGCCCAUAUUCAGGAAUAAAGGAGAAGACAAAGGCGAGCAGUCAUGCAGAUCACACUAAAGACUUUGCAACAGCAGACCAUUCAAAUAGACAUCGACGAUGAUCAGACGGUGAUGGCACUGAAGGAGAAGAUUGAGGCUGAAAAGGGCAGUGACAGUUUUCCAGUGGCAGGACAGAAGCUCAUCUACGCCGGAAAAAUCCUGCAGGACGACACGCCUAUCAAGGACUACAAAAUUGACGAGAAGAAUUUUGUGGUGGUGAUGGUGUCGAAGACAAAGUCGCCACCCGCGCCACCCGUCCCACCCCCAGAGCUGCCCAAAUCUGCUGCACCUUCCUCUUCAUCUCCUCCUCCUGUUCCGGCCCCUGCAGCCAUCUGCAUUCCUAAAGACGAGUGCCCAGAUGACCCUCCGAUAUCUGUCUCACCUGUGCAGAGCCCUGACGGUGGUAGGGGCCUCGUGGCUGAUGGGGAAGAUGCAUCUUCAACAUUAGUGACGGGUCAGGAGUAUGAUGCCAUGCUGACUAAUAUCAUGUCUAUGGGCUAUGAACGAGAUAAAGUGGUGGCUGCACUCAAGGCCAGUUAUAAUAACCCUCAUCGUGCUGUGGAGUACCUGCUCAAUGGGAUCCCUUCAGUCCCUGUUCAGGAAACCAGCCCUGCCCCAGUCCAACUGCCCACUGACACACCCUCCACAGAAGGUGAGAACCCUCUGGAGUUCCUGCGUUCACAGCCGCAGUUUCAGAGCAUGAGGCAGGUGAUCCAGCAGAACCCGUCCUUACUGCCAGCCCUCCUACAGCAGCUGGGUCAGGAGAACCCAGAACUACUGCAGCAAAUCAGCCAGCAUCAGGAGCUGUUCAUCCAGAUGUUAAAUGCACCGGUUGGCGAGGGGGAGGGCGGAGAUGGCGGGGAGUUCGCUGACCUGGGUGCUAUUGGUGACGAGGGAGCACCCGGCAGUUACAUCCAAGUGACACCACAGGAAAAAGAAGCCAUCGAGAGGUUAAAAGCUCUUGGGUUUUCCGAAGCCCUGGUGGUCCAGGCGUACUUUGCCUGCGAGAAGAACGAGAAUCUGGCAGCCAACUUCCUGCUCAAUCAGAAUUUCGAGGACGAAUGAGAGUUGUGGAGUGCCCGCGUGCCCCUUCCCCCUCCACUACACAAGCACUGCAUCUACUCGGGACCCCAUUAUUUCUUUGAGUUUAUAAGUCAAGGGGAGACUCGCAGACUGGGUGGGGAUGGGGCGGAUGCAUUUCAAUGAUGAAAAAAUUCCAAUGGAAUUGUUGGCAUUUGGAUUGAAUGCACUCUAGCAUGUUGAAGGGGUGUGCUUGCACGUGAAUGUGUGUGUGUGUUUGUUCCCUUAGGGAAUAUUUGACUAAAUCGGCAAUAGUUGAAAGUAAACGCUCUCCUAGUAGUAUUAUGGGAUAUGAUAAGCAAGGUUAGAUGUGCGGAUAAGCAUCGCUUGUUUGUUUUUAUUUUGGAGAAGGAUUAAUAAUAUAUGUCUAAAGGAGAAUUUUAUAUAAUUCUCUAAUAUCAGAGAUAUUUCUGUAUUUCUCAAAGGACACCCUCCAGAUGAAUGUGAUAACAGCAUUAAAACAUGACAUAAGAUGUAGUCCAAAUAAUAUCAGUUUUAAACUCCGUCUCUAACAGUGUUUAUGUAAAUGAAUGUACUGCGAUGGAGGAUGUCAUGUCAAAUCUGGAAGCAAAGAAUCUGACCAAGCUGAUAAACGAUUUGUUUGACUACCCGA
This is a messenger RNA of Myxocyprinus asiaticus (Chinese sucker), 1835 nucleotides long. RefSeq names its product UV excision repair protein RAD23 homolog A-like. Gene Ontology annotation, biological process: nucleotide-excision repair; proteasome-mediated ubiquitin-dependent protein catabolic process. The record is from RefSeq and is a predicted model, not a curated record. NCBI's taxonomy places the organism in Eukaryota, Metazoa, Chordata, Actinopteri, Cypriniformes, Catostomidae. Gene Ontology annotation, molecular function: proteasome binding; damaged DNA binding; ubiquitin binding. Bases 146 to 1207 code for a protein of 353 amino acids. The transcript has 9 exons. Gene Ontology annotation, cellular component: nucleoplasm; cytosol.